This is a messenger RNA of Cyprinus carpio (common carp), 856 nucleotides long. Its product is annotated as ferritin, middle subunit-like. The record is from RefSeq and is a predicted model, not a curated record. Gene Ontology annotation, biological process: iron ion transport; intracellular iron ion homeostasis. Gene Ontology annotation, molecular function: ferrous iron binding; ferric iron binding. Gene Ontology annotation, cellular component: cytoplasm. The coding region runs from base 72 to 599 and encodes 175 amino acids. The transcript has 5 exons. NCBI's taxonomy places the organism in Eukaryota, Metazoa, Chordata, Actinopteri, Cypriniformes, Cyprinidae.
CGGAACUUCGAUCUCGUCGAAAUUUCAUAUUUUGUACGUUUUUGAUAAUAAAACGAUAAAAACCUGCCGAAAUGGAGACUUCUCAGAUUCGCCAGAACUACGACCGCGACUGCGAGGCUUUGAUCAACAAAAUGAUCAACUUGGAGCUUUACGCUGGAUACACCUACACCUCCAUGGCUUUCUACUUCAAACGGGAUGAUGUCGCUCUUCCUGGUUUUGCCAAGUUCUUCAAGAAGAACAGCGAGGAGGAGCGCGAGCAUGCUGAGAAGUUCAUGGAGUUCCAGAACAAGAGGGGCGGACGCAUUGUGCUUCAGGACAUCAAGAAACCUGAUCGUGAUAUGUGGGGCAAUGGACUGACCGCUAUGCAGUGCGCUCUUCAGCUGGAGAAGAACGUCAACCAGGCUCUGCUGGAUCUGCAUAAGGUCGCCUCUGAGAAGGGAGACCCUCAUCUGUGUGACUUCCUGGAGACUCACUACCUGAAUGAGCAGGUUGAGGCCAUCAAGAAACUUGGUGACCACAUCACCAACCUUUCCAAGAUGGAUGCUGGCAACAACAGGAUGGCGGAGUACCUGUUUGACAAGCAGACCCUGGACAGCUAAAUGCAGCCCUGAGGUUAUUUAUAUGCUGCAAAGCCUCCAGCCAUAUAUCAAGCAAGAUAUUAUUAUCACAGCUCUUGUUUAAAAUGUUAAAAUUUGAAAAGUUAAACAUUUUUAAGUACCAUAAUGUUCACAUUAGACAAUUCAGUUUUGCUCUCUUUAUUACUUAAGUUGUUAUAGCCAAGACAGUGCUUUUCUGUUGAAUGUGCACUAAUUGGUUUUAACAUGGUGAAUUUGAUGAAUAAACAUUUUUGGCUGGA